Molecule: messenger RNA, 884 nt
Organism: Doryrhamphus excisus (bluestripe pipefish)
Lineage: Eukaryota; Metazoa; Chordata; Actinopteri; Syngnathiformes; Syngnathidae
Source: RefSeq, a predicted model, not a curated record
UGUUCAUCGGUGCGUCACUUAUUGCGGAAGUCCUAUUGAAGAAGUAGUUUGUUGGGUCAAGGACCGGGGAGAGCUGGAAAUAAAAUCAAACGCACACAAAAUGAAGUUCGUGGUGGUUUUAUUCGGCCUCAGUUUGGCGGUGAUGGCCGCAAUGAUCUUCCAGACUUUGCGCCAGGAGUUGGAGUUCCGCAACUCGAAAGCCCGCAGACUGGAGGACUUGUCAGUGGCCAAGAGGGAAGAGAAAGUCAUAGACGCGAUCAAACCGCAAAUCAAUGAGCUGAAGACCAACCUGGCGUCCGUCAUGGGCAGGAUGGACGAGCUGAAGAAACGCAAAGCGGCGACUGAGAAAACGGAGCAGGGAGUCAAAAAGGACUUGGAUGCGUGCGGUAAAACUCAGGAAAGCACGGAGAAGAACAAGAAAGAUGUCAUGGACUCCAUGGCUAAAAUCAAAGCUGAUCACGCGGAGGAAAAAGCAAAAGCGGAGGAGCAAUUAAAGAGCUUGAAACAACAGAUCUUGGAUCGAGACAAAGCUGUUUGCAUUUUUGCUGAUCCCAGCAUCGCAGAGGCACGGAGGUUGUGUGGAAUGGAUGCUCCGCAAUAAAGACAAAUCAGAAAACAACAAUUUUGAUGCUGAGCGGGACCCACAAGCUCGGGGUGUGUUUUGUGAAAAUGCGAUUCUUUUGUUGAAUAGAAGAAUCAAUUCCACUUGAUGAAGUUGUGUAGAUGUUUUUUGUUUCUUUUUGUGACGUUAUGGUGCCGCAGUGUUAAAUUGUCUACCUUUUCUAAGUGCAAAAUAAACUGGGCUUACAAAUACAACAUUUAAUUCAAAUAUAUAUUGUAUGGAAUAACCAAUGAUGUAAAUUAAAGUGUAUUCUUUUUACUAA